Lepisosteus oculatus (spotted gar) is the source of this 522-nucleotide messenger RNA. NCBI's taxonomy places the organism in Eukaryota, Metazoa, Chordata, Actinopteri, Semionotiformes, Lepisosteidae. The record is from RefSeq and is a predicted model, not a curated record.
GCGCGCCGCAAGCUGGCCGACCAGUACCCACACCUGCACAACGCCGAGCUCAGCAAGACGCUGGGCAAGCUCUGGAGGCUGCUGAACGAGAGCGAUAAGCGCCCCUUCAUCGAGGAGGCCGAGCGCCUGCGCAAGCAGCACAAGAAGGACUACCCCGAGUACAAGUACCAGCCCCGCAGACGCAAGAACGGCAAGGCGGGGCCCGGCGCCGAGGGCGACGCCCACUCCGAGGGCGAGGUCAACCACAGCCAAUCGCACUACAAGAGCAUGCACCUCGACCACGCCCACUCCGCGGGGGCGGGCUCCCCGCUCUCUGACGGGCACCACCCACACGCCGCAGGUCAGAGCCACAGCCCCCCGACGCCCCCCACCACGCCCAAGACGGAGCUGCAGUCGGGGAAGCCGGACCGGCACCAGGAGGGACGAGCUUCCCCAGAGCGAGGGGGGGAGCGCAGAGAGAGCACGACUCCCCCCGCGUGGCCCGCCCGGAGCGCCGAGGCUGCUGGGGAGGCAGCGCUCUGA